UCUAGGAAUUGAUUGAUUUAUGGGGUCCACUAGAUUUCAUCAAGAAAAUUUGCAGCGUUUUUGUCUAUAUAAGUACAAACACCCAGUUCUUCUUGUUUCUCCAUUCAAUUUCUUUUUUUUGCUUCUGUUUUCCAAUAUACUCUGUUUUUCUUGUAUUCUUUGUUUGAUUCAGUCCAUGGCUCCUCCUAACUUGUUCUCUGAAUCUCGUACAAGUAAUACUACCCCGGUCGAUUUCGUGGCGAAAUCGAGGUUUUCUCUGACAGAGGAGAGAAAUCUUGCUGUAGAUGGUGUCACCCUGUUUUCUCAUGUUCCAAGCAACGUGACUCUGUCUAGUUUCACUUCACUCCCUCAUUUGGCUACUGAUACUCCUGAUUAUAUUCUGGAAUCCGUUUCUUUGAAAUCGAAUAAUGGGUCCUUUCUGGGUUUAUCAGUGGAAGAACCCGCUGAUAGGAUACUGAAUCCUAUUGGGAAUUUCUUUGGUCGUAAGUUUUUGAGUAUUUUCAGGUUCAAAACAUGGUGGUCUACUAUGUGGGUGGGUUCUAAUGGAUCCGACUUGCAAAUGGAGACCCAGUUGAUACUUCUACGAGUCCCAGAAUUGGACUCCUACGUGCUUGUCCUGCCAUUGAUAGAAGGGAGUUUCAGGUCUGCCAUUCAUCCAGGAAAACAUGAAGGAGAGGUGGUUCUGUGCGUCGAAAGUGGAUCGGAGAAAGUGAAAGGAAAAGGUUUCAGUUCUUGUGCCUAUCUCCACAUAGGAGACAACCCUUUUGAUCUCAUGAGAGAUGCUUUUGCUGCAGUUCGUGUCCAUUUGGGGAGUUACAGGCUUUUGGAAGAGAAAACUCCACCAAAAAUCAUUGAUUCAUUUGGUUGGUGUUCCUGGGAUGCAUUUUAUCUAACAGUGGAACCUGUUGGUCUGUGGCAUGGUGUGAAAAGCUUUGUCGAGAACGGGUUUCCUCCGAGGUUUUUGAUUAUAGACGAUGGUUGGCAAUCCAUAAACAUGGAUCAUGAGAACCCUUUUGAGGACUCCAAAGACCUAACCGGUCUUGGCUCUCAAAUGCUUUGUAGGCUUUACAGAUUCAAAGAGAAUGACAAGUUUGCCAAGUACCAAGCAGGCACCAUGUUAAGCUCCAAUGCACCAGCUUUUGAUCAGGACAAGCAUGACAAGGUGUUCGAAGAAAUGAUUGCGGUGGCAGAGUUGAAGAAGAAGAAGUUGAAAGAAGAUGGAGAAAUUGACAUUUCAGACCUUCCAGAGCCAAAGAUUAUUGAAUACUUCGACGAAAAGGAAGGGGUUGAGAGAGGGGGUUUGAAGGCCCUUGUAAGUGAUUUGAGGGAAAGAUUUCCAAGCUUGGAAGAUGUUUAUGUGUGGCAUGCUUUAUGUGGUGCCUGGGGAGGUGUUAGGCCUGAGACAACCCACUUGGAUGCCAAGGUUGCAGCUGCAAGAUUGGCCGCCGGACUUCAGACAACGAUGCCGGAUUUGGCUGUUGAUAUGAUAAUUCAAGGUGGGAUUGGACUGGUAAACCCAGAUCAAGCCACAGAGUUUUAUGAUGCCAUGCAUUUCCAUCUUGCUGAUGCUGGUAUUACUGGGGUUAAAGUGGAUGUUAUGCAUGGGCAGAGGAUGGAAUGCAUAUUAGGCGUAUGUUCUGCAGGGCCAGUUCAGGCUCUGGAGUAUGUCGCUGAAGACUAUGGUGGCCGGGUUCAGCUGGCUAAGGCUUACUACGACGGCUUGAGCCAGUCCUUGAAGAAUAAUUUUGGAGGAAGUGGACUCAUUGCAAGCAUGGAGCAAUGCAAUGACUUCUUCUUCCUAGCCACAAAACAGAUUUCCAUGGGUAGAGUUGGUGAUGACUUCUGGUUUGAAGACCCUAAUGGAGAUCCGAUGGGAGUGUACUGGUUGCAGGGAGUCCACAUGAUCCACUGCAGUUACAACAGUUUGUGGCAGGGCCAGUUUAUCCAACCCGAUUGGGACAUGUUCCAGUCAAAUCAUCUAUGUGCAGAAUUCCAUGCUGGAUCAAGAGCCAUAUGUGGAGGGCCAGUCUAUGUCAGUGACAAAGUUGGAGGCCAUAAUUUUGUUCUUCUGAGGAAGUUGGUAUUUCCUGAUGGAACCAUACUCCGAUGCCAGCAUUAUGCCCUCCCCACCAGAGACUGCCUCUUCGAGAACCCACUUUUCGAUGGCAAAACCCUGCUUAAGAUCUGGAAUCUGAACAAGUAUGUUGGUGUUGUUGGAGCAUUCAACUGUCAAGGAGCUGGAUGGUACCCUGAAGAGCGCAAAUGCAAGGCAUACCCACAAUGCUACAAGUCGAUAUCCGGAAUGGUGAGUCCAGAUGAUGUUGAGUGGGAGCAGAAAGACUCAACUGUGCAAUAUCGAAAGGCCAAACAAUUUGCUGUCUACCUUCACAAAUCCGAUACUCUUAACCUAGUGAAUUCCAAAGACCAGAUCAACAUCACAUUGCAACCUUCUUCUUUCGAUAUAUUUACCAUCUCACCUGUCCACAAGCUCAAUGAGAAAGCUAAGUUUGCACCCAUUGGCCUCGAAAACAUGUUCAACAGCGGAGGGGCAAUCGAAUUCUUGGACUAUGGGUGCAAAGGAAGCAUUCCCACUGUGAAGAUUCAGGUAAAGGGAACUGGGAAGUUCUUGGCUUUCUCCUGUAAGAAACCAAGGGAAAUUAUACUGAAUGCAAAGGGAGUGGAGUUCGAGUGGUCAAGCAAUGGAAUCUUGAGGUUUGAAGUUCCGUGGACUGGUGGUAAAUUAUCCAAUGUGCUCAUUUUGAUGAGCUGAGAAAGUUCUGAAGACUGCAAUAGUAUUACCAAAAAACUUUCUAUCCCUUCCUCCUUAAUUGUUUUUCCCCUUUUAAUUUAAUCGCAAAUGUAAAGACUGAUUAAAUUGACAUUCUGUCUGUUGGUCAUCCAAUUAAUGAAGUCCUCCUUUUCACCCUUUUA
Tripterygium wilfordii is the source of this 2931-nucleotide messenger RNA. Its product is annotated as stachyose synthase-like. The transcript is spliced from 5 exons. The coding region runs from base 20 to 2770 and encodes 916 amino acids. Lineage: Eukaryota; Viridiplantae; Streptophyta; Magnoliopsida; Celastrales; Celastraceae. The record is from RefSeq and is a predicted model, not a curated record.